Molecule: messenger RNA, 1836 nt
Organism: Ostrinia furnacalis (Asian corn borer)
Lineage: Eukaryota; Metazoa; Arthropoda; Insecta; Lepidoptera; Crambidae
Product: nuclear receptor-binding protein homolog
Exons: 10
Coding region: 1-1422 (473 amino acids)
Biological process (GO): protein phosphorylation
Molecular function (GO): protein kinase activity; ATP binding
Source: RefSeq, a predicted model, not a curated record
AUGCCAGUGGCAGUAGAGCAACGCGAUGUGCCGGGCAUCGACUGCGCGCACCUGGCCAUGGACACGGAAGAAGGCGUGGAGGUGGUGUGGAACGAGGUGCAGUUCUCGGAGCGGAAGAACUUCAAGGCUCAAGAGGACAAGAUUCAGAUGGUGUUCGACAACCUCACGAGGCUCGAGCACCCCAACAUCGUCAAGUUCCACCGGUACUGGACCGACACACACAAUGACAAGCCGAGGGUGAUAUUCAUAACGGAGUAUAUGUCAUGCGGCUCGCUAAAGCAGUUCCUGAAGCGGACGAAGCGCAACGUGAAGCGGCUGCCGCUGCAGGCGUGGAAGCGGUGGUGCACGCAGAUCUUGUCAGCGCUCAGCUACCUGCACGGUUGCGUGCCGCCCAUCGUGCACGGCAACCUGACGUGCGACACCAUCUUCAUCCAGCACAACGGUCUCGUGAAGAUCGGCUCCGUCGCGCCCGAUGCCAUCCACCACCACGUCAAGACCUGCCGCGAGAACAUGCGCAACAUGCACCUUAUCGCCCCGGAAUACGGAUCAUCGCAAAUGGUGACACCAGCGAUGGAUAUCUACUCGUUCGGAAUGUGCGCUCUGGAGACCGCCGCUCUAGAGAUUCAGGGGAACGGAGACUCGGGCAGCCACGUCACGGAGGAGCACAUCGUGCGAACGGUCGAAUCCUUGGAGGAGCCGAGACAGAAGGAUUUCAUAUACAGGUGCAUUAACAAAGACCCGGCGCAGCGGCCCACGGCGCGCGAGCUGCUCUUCCACCCGCUGCUGUUCGAGGUGCACUCGCUGAAGCUGCUGGCGGCGCAUACACUCGUCAACACCACUGCGAACAUAUCGGAGACGAUAACGGACGAGGUGGCGGGCGGCGGCAGCGGCGAGGCGCUGGCGUGGUGCGCGCGCGGCGGCGAGCGCGUGGAGCUGGCCGCGCGCGACCUGCCGCCGCACGCGGAGAAGCUGGAGAAAUUCGUCGAGGACGUCAAAUACGGCAUCUACCCGCUGACGGCAUACGGCUGCGGCGUGGGCCGCGGCGUCGGCGGGCGGGCCGCGUCCCCGCUCGAAGCCGCGCCCGCCGCGCCCGCCGCCGACCCGCCGCCGCGCGACCUCGAGACCCGCCGCGUCGUCAACAUGAUGUGCAGCCUCCAGCCGCCGCCGCACCACCACCAGCCGCCCGACCUGCUGAUGACGAUCCUGCUGCGCAUGGACGACAAGAUGAACCGGCAGCUGACGUGCGCCGUCACGCGCCGCGACUCUGCGCACGCGCUGGCACGGGAGCUGGUGCAGCUCGGCUUCAUACACGAGGCGGACCGCGACAAGCUGUGCCGGCUCAUGGAGGACUCCUUACGCGGCAGCUUCGGCGACCCCGCGCCGCCCGCGCCCCUCCGCGCGCCGCAGCACGUCGCCAGCUAGUGCCCGCCCGCUGCAGUCGCGGGGCCAGGCAGCCGGGCCAACGCGCCUGCCGGGCCCGCGCGGCCUAGCACCCGGGCCGUAGCACCUGCGAGCCACAGUGUGGGACCCACGCGGGCCGCUACCGUCGUUGACUCCGCGGGGCCUAGCAACUGGGCCGUAGCACCUGCGAGCCACAGUGUGAGACCCACGCGGGGCGCAGCGGGGCCUAGCAACCAAGCCGUAGCACCUGCCGACUUAAGUGCGGGGCCCACGCGGGGCGCUACCGUCGUCGACUCCGCGGGGCCUAGCAACCGAGCCGUAGCACCUGCGAGCCACAGUGCCGGGCCCACGCGAGGCGCAGCGGGGCCUAGCAACCAAGCCGUAGCACCUGCCGACUUAAGUGCGGGGCCCACGCGGGGCGCUACCGUCGUCGAC